Messenger RNA from Spirometra erinaceieuropaei, 8064 nucleotides. The record is from the annotation of a GenBank genome assembly. Lineage: Eukaryota; Metazoa; Platyhelminthes; Cestoda; Diphyllobothriidea; Diphyllobothriidae.
AUGUAUGUAUGUGGUGCCCUCAAAACGGGCCACGUGAUAGAUGCGCUGGACCAACACGGGGGCCACAUCGGACUCUGGCAGGCGUUAUCUGUGCGCAAUAACAAAUGCCAACAUUUGCGGGGUGCGCUGGUGGACCCUGUUGUCGGCAAUCGUCGUACAACUGCACCACUGCCACCACCCCAUUGUUUUGUGGUCAAAAUCCUGGUCAUUAUAUGUGGACCAGGGGGUGCGGAGUGGAGCGCUAAGGCGAGGAUCCGUCCGAGCCAUCCACCUGCGGCCUCCCCCGUCUCCGGUCUUCUUGACUCUGUCUCGACACCGGGCUCAGGCGGGGGAGGAGGAGAGAGUGUAGGUAGAUGCUACGCAAGUCUACUGGCACUAUAAACCCCUGCGUAAGUCACCGUCCCUGCUCCCACAAUGCAGUCUGUGGGGCAUACGGUGGACAUCGUCGAAAUCGACGGUCGAACUGUCAUGUAUGUAUGUAUGUAUGUAUGCAUAUGUUUGGAGAGUUAGGGGCACAGCCCAUGGUGACCCUAUUUCUGUACAGUGCUUUCGCAUAUUCGUACUCAAAAAUAAAAUUGCACGCAUAAAUAAUGUGAUCCGGUCACAGUUCAAUCGUGAUCAUAAGGUAGUGCAUGAUGUCACUGUGAAUUAGUGCGGACUGAUUGUAUAUGACAGUUUUUUGCAAAACUGGCUGUGCGUAAUCAUGCUGAAAAGGCCGAUUUCUGUCGAAAACUAGGCGAGCAAGUUUUUUUUUUAACAUAAGAAUUGUGUCAGCCGUCACCACCUCGCUUCAAAGCGAGUUCCACGAUCUGACAACCCGCUGGUUGAACGAAAAUUUUCGACAGCCCAACCGCGUGCGCUCAUCCCUGACACUGUAGGCAUGGCCGCGUAAGUGGUUUGUACGGGGGAAACUCAAAGAAGUCCUCCGCUCUUAAUAAGCAACCCUGGCCGCGGACAGUCCGGAACAUCCAAAGUAAAUUACAGUUUAUUUUUCUUUAAGAGAGAGGGAAUAAGCCAAGCAAAUUCAGCCUCUGCUGAUAAGACGAAUGCUUAGGACCGUCGACCAUCUUUGUCGCUCUGCGUUGCACUUGUUCGAGUAAGUCGAUAUCCUUCCUCAUCCCUGGUGGAGCUGCUGGCAUUCCAUACUUCAGAUGAGGUCUUACAAAGACACUAAAGUGUCUUUCGAAGAGUUCGGGAGGAAAUAUUUUAAAUGCACGUCUGAUCCAGUGUAGAGUACUAAUUGCCUUCUGGACCAUCUUUCUACUGUGUUCUGAUAGCGAUAGAUUUGUGGUCGUCAAUACACCCAGAUAUCUGUGUCUUUCUACAGUUUCUAACCUCGUCCCGUCAAUAUAGUACUGGUGUUUGGGAGAGGCAUUGAGGCCGGGGUUCAGGUGCAAGACCACGCAUUUGGACACGUUUAACUUCAAAAGCCAUCUGUUCGACCAAGCACACAGUUUGUCGAUGUUAGACUGCAACGUCUCUGCAUCAUCGUCGCAUUUGACUUUACUCCAUAUUUUUAUGACAUCCGCGAACAUGAGGGCCUUACAAUUCACUUCGUUGAUGCAGUCAUUAACAUAAAUGAGGAAGAGUACUGGGCCUAAGACAGAACCCUGUAGGACACCACUUUCCACAUUUGCCCAUCCCGAGGUAUAGUUGCCAUCGAUGAUUAUUUGUACUCUGGAGGACAGAAAACUCCUGAUCCAUUUAAACCUUCUUCCUUGAAUUCCCACAUCCCAGAUUUUCUGUAAAAGAAGCCUGUGUGGGACACUGUCAAAGGUCUUCUUGAAGUCAAAAAAUAUGACAUCCACUGGAAAACCCUUAUCGGUAGCUCGUGUCCAUUUCUCGUGCGAGUAAAGAACACUCGUUAGGCAGGACCGCCCUGGACGAAAGCCAUGUUGGACAUCACACAAUAUUUUGUUCUGUCCCAGGUAUUUCACCAACUGUCUUUUGAUGAUGCGAUCCAUUAUUUUGCACGCGAUACAAAUAAGACUGACGGGACGAUAAUUUUCGCAGUCAAGUCUUGAGCCUCCUUUAUGGAUCGGAGUAAUGAGUGUGCAAUUUCAUUCUGCCGGGAGCUCGUCCUCUUCAAAUGACUUUUGAAAUAUUGCGGAUAAGGGUUUGCACAAUUCAUUAGCACGUUCACGAAGUGCUAGUGCGGGAAUUCUAUCUGGGUCAGGCGAUUUGGCAGGUGUCAACCGGAGUAGCUCGGCCCCAGCCAUGGUCGAUGAAAAGACUGGUUCCUCGGAUAAGGAGUGUGUAGGAAGGGGAAGGGUACUAGGAGGAGAAGUCGGUUGGCGAACGGAUGUAUGAGCAAAUAUAGAACUGGGUUCUCGGGUGAGGACGGACUGAAAGAAUUUAGAAAGUAGGGACGCUUUAACCUAGUUGUCAGUCUCCUCUUUUUCAUCUGCAGACCUAAGGGCAGGGAUCAGCUCCUGAGUCCUUUUAGUACUUCGUAUAUAACCAUAUAGAAUUUUCUGAUGCUCCAGCGAAUUUCGAAGUAUGUUCAGUUCAAACUUCCUUCGCAGAUUUGAGGCCUCACUUUUACAAACGUUUCGUUGCCUCUUAUAUUACGGUAAAUGUUCUUCGGAGCCAGUUAGUCUGUAACGCUUCCACAGACGAUUUCUAUUUCUGAAUGAGGUCUUUAAGUCCGGAUUUAUCCAUUUUGGGAGGUUUUUGAUUGUCUUUCUUCUGAGAGGACAAUUGGAACUGAAAGUAUUCCAGUUGUCGUUUGGCCGACCAUGCAGUUCAGUCUCCCAUUAUGCAACUGCCGCUUCCCUCCUCAUGAGAGAACAGUUCCCUUUCCGAAUGCUCCUCUCCCACCUAUCGGUUUGAACGGGUUUGGAAAACAGUGAGUACUCGAAGUAGAGCGUGGUGUGGUAGCUUGACCCUAAUGGCGGUCGGUCCUGCAGGUCUAACGCAUUUUCCUCCUCUCAGGUAAAAACAAGAUCAAGGCAGUUCGACUGCUGCCCUUCCCUGGCCCGUGUCCCAAGAGUAACAUUCUGGCAGAGAUGUUUGCCCUUUGUCCAUUGUAGUAGUUUGUGAUUAAAGCCGUCUUGCGGCACUUGUACAAUCCACGUUUGCCAAUCAAUGCCAGGAGCGUUAAAAUCGCCAACGAUAAGGGCAUCUUUCUUCCCACUGACUUUGUUAAGUUCAGUCACGAGCAUGAGAUCUUGGUCAGAAGUAUGGCUAAGUGAACGGCACACCACCAAAAGCGUCAAUGUUCGGACAUUCUUAGCAGAUAUGGUAACGCUCAGCAGUUCCACAUCCCGUACCAGGCUAUGUACAUCAGCCAUAGCGGUCAGCUUGUAAGUGAAAUAAACCAUGACUCCUCCUACUCCUCGGCUUAGUUUGUCUCUCCUGAAUUGCUGAUAUCCUCUAAGUGAUAUUUAUGAGUCUGCGAUAUCUUCAGCAAGCCACGUUUCUGUCACCACAAAAACAUUGCGAGUGUUCUGGACAUUAUUACGCCCCGGUACUUUGUACGAACUCUGAUUCCCCAUGAAAUGGAGCAGUGGAUAAGGUGGAUGCUCCGAAAUGUUCACUGCGUGCCACCAUUUCCCGUCCGCAGAUAUCAGGAAUUCUUCCACGUGAGUUUUACAACUUCUCUGCUCCACGUGAGAGGAAGCAACCCAUUCUCACUCAUAACUCCUCACAGUGCUCUACCUAAAUGUUAAAACGAAUAAUGAGACCAGCUGCACACUGAGACUGCGUAUUCAUUCCUCUGAGUUCCUCAAAUAUUCCAAUGUUACACUUGAAAAGUCUAGUUGGCAAACACGUGUUUCGGCAAUUCUUCGUCAGGCCAAUACAGUUACAUGGAGGAAUGAAAUUAUACAAAAUCAACAGUGUUUAUAGGUGUCUCAAUGGCUAUUAAGUCAUUAACACUCACCUUCCCCACGCCACCCGCAUGACGAGGUCGGCGGCUUUUGGUCCUCAGGGCCUAGGGGAGGGGUGUAAGAAAGUCUUUGAUUGAUAUUCUUGGAUUGAGUACACGGAGUAUUCAUCUGUGUAACUAGAUAUUUGAGGCGACAUGUCGUAAUCACUUGAGAAGAGAGAGCGCUUGUGUCAGGGUUUUCCGACAGCAUAACACUGGAUUCGCUGGUCGUAUAGCUACUGCCUCGGCCGUUGCUAGUAUCCGUUGGCGUAGGCCUUUAGAGAAGCUUGUUGUCCGGUAGACAACCUGAAAUGCUUCCUUAGCAUCGACUCGGUGAUUCGUAUCGACUGAAUGCGCGAGAAUAGAACUCGAAAUCGAUCGAGUUUUACCUCUGUCGAGCCAGACGGGUAUAUGUUCACGCACCCGCUUUACCAAGCGUCUCGUAUGGCCGAUGUAUCCCGCUCCACAGGAGCAAGUGAAUGAGUAAAUGUACAUUGAUGUGGCCUCCAAAGGUAGUCUGGGCCUUCGCACAGGCCCAUCAUCAGAGAUUAAAAAGGCGGCAUGUAGGAUGUUACAACCGACCCACACUGAACGUUACGCAUCUGCGGUUGACUGCUAAGGAAUCUGUGCGCGGGCGGAAAGUUAACUGGUAGGUCGACUAAGUCCUUAUCAGAAUUGCACCUUUAGUCACCUGCAGACCCGUUUUGUCACAAACCCAGGCAGAUAUGUUUGCGGAGGUCUUUUCAGGUGCGAAGAUCUGUGAGUUUGUGGGGUAUCUGUCAUACUGGGCCCAGUCUCUUGAAUAAUCUUAAAAAUUCUCGAGGGCUGUGAGAUCUUUAUAGAGGUCAGCCCGUACCUUCUCUUGGAGGCGUAAUGGCGAUUUUAUAAAUGGCGUUUCAGUCAGCACUGUUGACUUUCGUCUGGCUAACUUUGAAUGAGGAAUGAGGAAUUAUCGAAACGUAGGCUACCCUGGCCAUGGUGUUGCUUAGUCAUGUCCUGCUAUGUUUCUUCCUUUGUCUGUUGAAGUUCCGUGUCGUAUGCUGCUCUUGCUGCCUGUCCUCUGUAUGCUCGUCUGUCUGUUAAUAGCUAGACGAAACCCUCGCUGCCUUCUGCGACUGUCUGUCUGUCAGUCUAUGCCUCUCUCUGCUAAUAGCUAGGUGUUACGGUGCUUGACUUUGAGUGGUGCCCUCACUUGUAUCUGACUGAUGACUGUGUCCGCUUGUCUACCCUAGCUAGCUCUAAGUCCCAUAGCGUUAGGUUGUGUGUAUGCUCUCUCCUACUUCACUCCCUCACAUCACCAUCACCACCAAGGUCUCAGGCUAAUUCGGGUCGUUCUCUCACUAACAAAAAGUCGUGGCCCAUAGUGGAGUCCGGCAGCCGUCUGGGAUAACCGGGCAGCCCUGUUCAGGGAUGCGUUGCCUGCCCUCGCGAGGGGGAGGGGGCUAGAAAAGAUGCCCUAAAGAUCGCUCGGAACCACGCUGUCUGUAGGCUGGCCGUGGUCACAGACAAAAAACACACGGUCGAAACAGCCAAAACCGAAACAACAACAACAACAACAACAACAACAACAACAACAACAACAACAACAACAACAACAACAACAAUCACUCUCUUCCUCUUCCAGCCUAUUCUUCUUCUUCUCCUACUCCUACUUUUCGCCGCCGCAGUCGCCAGACUGGCAGGGUGAGCCCGCUCACAUUGGCAGCCUGGAAUGUUCGUUCCCUUUUAGACAAUCCGAGGAGCAACCGACCGGAACGGAGGACGGCGCUAGUGGCACGAGAACUGGCGCGCUACAAGGUGGACAUCGCCGCACUCAGCAAGACCCGAUUCUCCGAACAAGGCCAACUGGAGGAGGUGGGUACCGGCUACACCUUCUUCUGGAGCGGUCGACCCAGGGCAGAGCGACGGGACGCGGGUGUCGCCUUCGCCAUUCGGAACGACAUCGUGAGACGACUGCCCUGUUUGCCGCAGGGCAUAAACGACCGCCUGAUGAGCCUCCGCCUGCCUCUCUGGGGAGGCAAAUUCGCCACCAUCAUCAGCGCCUACGCUCCGACGAUGACCAACCCCGACGCCGUCAGAGACAAAUUCUACGAGGACCUGCUGCCCUCUUGGCGACUGUGUCGAAGGCGGACAAGUGGAUAGUCCUUGGUGACGUCAACGCCCGCGUCUGCACAGACCAUAAUGCCUGGAGAGAAGUGAUGGGUCCCCACGGUCUCCGCGGCUCGAACGACAAUGGUCUGCUGCUUCUCCGCACCUGCGCAGAACACCGCCUCAUCCUGACGAAUACCUUCUUCUGUCUGCCGGAGCGAGAGAAGGCCACCUGGAGGCAUCCUCGGUCGCGCCAGUGGCACCUGCUGGACUAUGUCCUCGUCCGGAGGCGAGAUCAGCGGGACGUGCUGGUGACGAAGGCGAUUGCGGGAGCUGAUGGGUGGACCGACCAUCGCCUCGUCAUCUCGAAGAUGCGUAUUCGCCUACUGCCUCGCAGGAGACCUCAAGGUAAGCGACCCCCAGGUAAGCUGAAUGUUGCCUUGUUGUCUUUGCCCGCUCACCAUCUUCAUUUCAGCAAUGAGCUAGCUCAACGGCUAGACAACCUUCCUAUCGCUGCCGCCGCCGACGACGCCGCCGACGACGCCGCCGCCGCCGCUGCCGAGAACACCUCCGUGGAAAACCGCUGGUGUCAACUGCGAGACACGGUCCAGUCGACGGCGCUCGCCGUCCUCGGUCGCGCUCCCCGCCAACACCAGGACUGGUUCGACGACAACGACGCCGCCAUCAGAAAUCUGCUUGCUGAAAAGAACCGCCUACACAAAGCCUAUCUAGAUCACCCCACUGAUGUCACCAAAGCUGCUUUCUACCGCAGUCGCCGCCAACUUCAGCAACGACUGCGCGAGAUGCAGGACGCCUGGACUGCUCGCAAAGCUGAGGAGAUCCAAGGGUACGCGGACCGCAACGAAUGGAAGAACUUCUUCUCUGCGAUCAAAGCUGUCUACGGUCCGCCGACGACGGGCACCGCUCCUCUCCUCAGCGCCGACGGCAACACUCUCCUGACUGAGAAGACGCAAAUCCUGCAGCGAUGGGCCGAGCAUUUCCGAGGCGUCCUCAACCGCCCCUCCGUCAUCUCCGACGCCGCCAUCGAGCGCUUGCCGCAAGUGGAGACCAACGUGGACCUCGACCUCCCACCUUCUCUCCAGAAGACCAUCAGGGCCGUGCAGCAGCUCUCCAGCGGGAAAGCACCCGGAUCGGACGCAAUCCCUGCUGAGGUCUACAAGCACGGAUGUCCCCAGCUGAUGGAUCACCUGACUGCGCUCUUCCAAGAGAUGUGGCGUCAAGGUGAAGUCCCGCAAGAUUUCAAAGACGCAACCAUCGUGCAUCUCUACAAGCUCAAAGGGAAUCUCCAGGUCUGCGACAAUCACCGCAACAUCUCCUUACAGAACAUCGCCGGGAAGAUCUUCGCACAAUUCCUUCUCAACCGCCUCAAUAACCAUUUGGAACAGGGCCUUCUGCCGGAAAGCCAAUACGGCUUCCGUCGUCAUCGUGGGACCACGGAUAUGAUCUUCGCCGCCCGUCAACUUCAGGAGAAGUGUCAGGAGAUGCGGACCCACCUGUACUCUACCUUCGUGGACCUGACGAAAGCCUUCGACACGGUGAAUCGUGAAGGACUGUGGAAGAUCAUGCAGAAAUUCGGCUGUCCAGAGCGAUUCACUCAGAUGGUGCGUCAGCUGCACGACGGUAUGAUGGCGCGAGUCACGGACAACGGAGCUGUCUCAGAGGCAUUCGCAGUGACCAAUGGAGUGAAGCAGGGCUGCGUACUGGCGCCUACCCUCUUCAGUCUUAUGUUUUCUGCCAUGCUGAUGGACGCCUACCGCAACGAACGCCCCGGGAUCCGCAUCGCCUACAGGACGGACGGUCACCUCCUGAAUCCACGGAGAAUGCACUUCCAAUCGCGCGUAUCCACAACCACCAUUCACGAACUCCUCUUCGCCGACGACUGCGCCCUAAACACCACCUCGGAAGAGGAGAUGCAACGGAGCAUGGACCUGUUCUCCGCCGACUGCGAGAACUUCGGUCUGGUCAUUAACACGCAGAAGACGGUGGUGAUGCACCAACCACCACCCAACUCAGCCACAGCCCCCAACGCGCCGCCGCAAAUCAGUGUGAACGGAACCCAACUGCAGGUGGUGGAGAACUUCCCGUAG